CCGGAGGCGGGGCCGCCCGCACAGUUAAAUCGGAACCCAGGCCAGGCCCGCCGGUCUCCUCGCCACCGCCACCGCCAUGAACCAGUCCCGCGCUGCCACGCGCCUGCGGACCCUGCUGGGACACCUCGGGGGCCCCCCGGCCGAGGCCGCAGUAGCUCAUCCCACUUUAGGAUCUAGUUCCUUUGCCAAUUUCCAUCCUCAGCAAUUCCAGUAUACUUUGGAUAAUAAUGUUCUAAGCCUGGAACAGAGAAAAUUUUAUGAAGAAAAUGGGUUUCUUCUCAUUAAAAAUCUGGUAUCCGAUGAGGACAUUCAACGCUUUCAGAACGAGUUUGAAAAAAUCUGCAGACAGGAGGUAAAACCACUAGGGUUACAUAUAAUGAGAGAUGUGACCAUUUCGAAAUCAGAAUACGAUCCAAAAAAUGAACAAAUGGUUUGCAAGAUCCAGGAUUUCCAAGAAGAUGAGGAGCUCUUCAGAUACUGCACUCUCCCCGAGAUUCUGAAAUAUGUGGAGUGCUUCACUGGACCCAAUAUUAUGGCCAUGCAUACAAUGAUGAUAAACAAACCUCCCGAUUCUGGCAAGAAGACAUCCCGUCAUCCCCUGCACCAGGACCUGCACUAUUUCCCCUUCAGGCCCACCGAUCGCAUCGUUUGCGCCUGGACAGCGAUGGAGCACAUUGACCGCAACAAUGGUUGUCUGUGCGUGAUCCCGGGCAGCCACAAAGGCCACCUGCAGCCCCACGAUUAUCCGCAGUGGGAGGGGGGAGUUAACAUAAUGUUCCACGGGAUCCAGAACUUCAAGGACUAUGAUGCCCGCGUGCACAUCCAGAUGGAGAAGGGGGACACCCUUUUCUUUCAUCCUUUGCUGAUCCAUGGGUCUGGUCGGAACACAACUCAAAGAUUCCGGAAGGCAAUUUCUUGCCAUUUUUCCACUGCGGAUGGCUACUACAUCGACGUGAAGGGCACUACACAAGAAAACAUUGAGAAGGAAGUUCAGGGGAUAGCAAGUCGACUCUAUGGGGUUGAUAACACCAACUUGAAGGAUUUUUGGAUGUUUCGGGCUCGACUGGUGAAAGGAGAAAGAACCAACCUUUGAAAUAGCCCUUUGCUACAACUGUUUUAAAGGAAACCAAAAUGAAACAGGGUCUUUAAAAUUUCCACAAUUGUACUAAUUAGGAUAAAUCCUGGAAACACAGGAUUUGUAUAAUAAAUUCUAAUCAGGCAACAUA
Microcebus murinus (gray mouse lemur) is the source of this 1226-nucleotide messenger RNA. It is a transcript of the gene PHYH, whose product is annotated as phytanoyl-CoA 2-hydroxylase. NCBI's taxonomy places the organism in Eukaryota, Metazoa, Chordata, Mammalia, Primates, Cheirogaleidae. Gene Ontology annotation, molecular function: phytanoyl-CoA dioxygenase activity. The record is from RefSeq and is a predicted model, not a curated record. Gene Ontology annotation, biological process: fatty acid alpha-oxidation.